AUGGCGCUGUACUGGUUCCAUGUUCAGAAGAUCAGUGGCCAUUUUGACGGAUGCGAAUUUCACCACAUACCUCGGGCAGAAAAUGAAGCAGCCGACGCAUUGUCGAAACUCGGUUCAACACGACAAGCCAUUCCGGCUAGGGUGGCACUAGAGCAUUUACGAAAGCCAUCUAUCAAACCAUCACCAGAAUCAGAGUCUAUAUUUAUCCCGGCGAGUUCAGAACUCCGCGCCGCUCCCAUGGACAUUGAUAGUGGCAGCGGUUCCGGUAACCCGAGUACCGAGCGCCUUAACUCAGCAGAAACAAUGGCAAUUGAGCCAAUGGAGAUGGACGAGCCGGAUGAGCCGAUCUUCACCACUCGUCUUGUGCCGGCCUGGGCGGAACCGAUAAUGUCCUACCUCAAAGAUGGGAGUCUCCCGGAAGAGGAACUGUUGGCAAGGCAAAUCCAGAGAAGAGCGAAAGCAUACACCAUCAUCAAUGGCGAGCUUUACAAAAGGAGCGUUACCAACAUCCUGUAG
Messenger RNA from Brachypodium distachyon (stiff brome), 516 nucleotides. RefSeq lists its product as uncharacterized. NCBI's taxonomy places the organism in Eukaryota, Viridiplantae, Streptophyta, Magnoliopsida, Poales, Poaceae. The coding region runs from base 1 to 516 and encodes 171 amino acids. The transcript has a single exon. Gene Ontology annotation, molecular function: nucleic acid binding. The record is from RefSeq and is a predicted model, not a curated record.